Sitodiplosis mosellana (orange wheat blossom midge) is the source of this 4723-nucleotide messenger RNA. RefSeq lists its product as uncharacterized. NCBI's taxonomy places the organism in Eukaryota, Metazoa, Arthropoda, Insecta, Diptera, Cecidomyiidae. Bases 389 to 4435 code for a protein of 1348 amino acids. Gene Ontology annotation, cellular component: cytoplasm. Gene Ontology annotation, biological process: organelle organization. The transcript has 12 exons. The record is from RefSeq and is a predicted model, not a curated record.
GAAAAAACUCCGCUAGAUGGCAGUUCAAUCGUCGUUCCAAUCUGCUACAAUUCAUUUUAUACUCACAUUGGAAGCUAUUCGUUCCAUUCAUUCCAUGCGACCGAAAUGACAGCUGGAAACCGUGGUUCUCUGUGAACAUUGACAAGUGCUUUGGUUUAGUAACAAAAACACUGUCAAUCUACUCGGAUAAUAGACCAAUUCUCGCCAAUAAACACAAACAAUUUAAGAGUAUAGUAUUACAUUUGGUGCCUCUUUCUUGUGUUUUUGUUUCGUAUGGGUCAUCCGAAAUAGUGAUUUCUAGUGCCGAUUAAGUGGAACAACUGGAUGACAAUGCCUUUGUUUUGAUGUUGUAUGUGCACCGUUUCGGAAUAAGUGCAAAUAAGACGAAAUGGUGAGAGUAUUUUCAAUUUAUCAAUUCGAUGGCCAGAGCAUCCAUCGAAUUCCGGGCGAUAUUCGAUCGGCGACUCUAAUUGAUCCAAAUCAUUUGGCAUUGGCCAAAUCGGAUCAUGUCAUCGAAAUAGUUUCGCUGCAAAAUGGCCAUUUUGAUCAACAAAAUCGUGACGAUUCUGCCGAUGAGAACAACAUUCAAACCAAGUAUGCAUUCCCAACUGUUGACGAAGUGGUCGAUAUGGUUUACUGCAAAAUUGGUAACUUCAUCGCGACAGUAGAACGAAAGUCAUCCAAUUCUGGCGUUGAACACUCAUUUUGUCGUGUUUACACGAACUGGGCAAAUUGCAACAGUGCAACCAGCGACAGCACAGAUAAUAUCAAUUUGAUGACAUGCAACGUUACAAUACGUGCACGAAUCGCCGGUCGCGUGACACCGUCAACCAACAAUGUGAACUGUUUGGAAGUGAUUGAAAUUCCAACUAUCGUUCGUAGCUGUGCUCAAAGCCAAGGCAAUCAGCCAUACAAGAUAGCGGUGUGCCAACGCACUGGAACCAUAAUCUGUGCAAAGGAUCGAUUUCUGAAAUUCUACAAGUUUGACGAGUGUAUUAAUGAAAACACCCAUUUCAAAUACAUCGACUUUUUGGAAGUGCCAUUCGAAGUGGAACUGGAUUUUGUGCCGACACAAUUGAGUAUCAAUGAGCACAUCGUUGGCUGUGCAAACUCAGAGUACAUGUGUGUAUUCAAAAUUUCGGAGCAGAGCUAUUUCAACACGGCAAAUAGUUUGACCACAUCAUCGAGCCUGAGUGUAAUGGCGGCCAUGCCCAUUUGCUCGUAUGUGGAAAAUCCAAACGAUUCGAUUCUCGACUAUCAGAGCGUGUCAAAGAAGUUUUUGUCAUCGAUCACAUCGAAUAUUUCAUCAACGUUUGACUAUCAGUCGAUUGACAGUAACAGUGACAAAGGCAGAUUUUGCAGAGACAGAAGCAUCGAACUGAAACCAAACUAUGUCGACACUGGCAUUCCAAUGUGCAAUUUGAGACAUUUUGCGGCUGCAAAUGAUGAAGUGUACAAAGACUACAUGAUCCGAAUCCUAGUUCAAGUAAAACAACACGAUGCAAAUGAUCCAUUUCAAUGCCUGGUUUUAUCACCGAUUUACAGCCGCAGACAACGUGAAUUGGACACAUCCAAUGUGUUUCGAUCGCACAAUGGCAGCGCAUUUGUCGGUAUUUCCGUGCUACUUGCAACGGUUAACGAAGGAUAUUUGUAUCAAUUCAGCAAUAAUGAAAAAUGGACUUUAAACGAAAGUGAUAUGCAAACCAAUGGUUUGAUAGCAACGUACUCAUUUACGUCGCCCAUCAUAAAUGUUUGUGUAACUGAUUAUGUGAUUCAUGCGCUGACUGACCACGGAAUCGAAACGUAUACACAUUGUAUCGGGCAUAAGCUGUUCAACAACAUCUAUGAGUACAGCCUGAGUGAGGAUUUGUAUAAUGCAGAGACAUCACCCCGUGUCGAAGAGCAAAUCUGUUUAAUCGGCUUGCGGCCAUUUCUGGGUGUUCAGCGAAUGUUCCACACGCCAGAAAAUUUGAUUCUACUGGCACGAAGCUCGAAUUCACCGCCAAAUGAAAUCAAAUUCAAGACAAAAUCAAAAGAGAGGAAUCAAAAUGCAUCGGAGUCAACGUCAAGUUGGACACUGUACAGUCUGAAAAUGUCACCAGCCGACGUGCUUUAUAGGGAUUUCAUUGAAUUGGCUGCAAAUCACAAGACUGGCUUAACCGAAUUGAUAACCAGCCAAAAUUCCGACAAAGUGCGGAUUUACUCGCUGCUAUUGAGCGAAGGACAUGUGAUUCUACGAAUUGCUAAAGAGAUUUAUACCGGUGAAUCGAACGAUUUUUCGACAAGCCAUUUCAAGCGGAUUGACAGCUUAUUUCUUGACUCAUGCCAUCAAUUGGCGGAUUUUUAUGUGAUGUCACAAAAUCGAGAUCAGUAUUGUUUAGCGUAUCCAUACUAUAUAAUGGGCAAUUUGAAGAUUGAUCAAGUGUUUAGUCGCAUUUUAGCGCUUAUCGGAGACAUUCCACAGGAUUCAAAGUCGAUGGUUGGAGCUGUUCAUACUUUGAAGACUAUGAUUAUCAAAUCGACCGAAGGAAACGAAGAAGUGACUAAACGAUUGACAUCGACCCUCAAUUCGAGCACAAAUCAUUCGUUCGGAGAGAAAUUGUUGGAAUUUUUCGCAAAAUACGCACCUAACGAAAUUGCAGCAAUCGGAUUGAAUUCGACCAAUUUUCGUGAUGCUAUGAGCGCCAAGAUGUGCGAUACAAUUUUAAAAACGAAGGGCAGCGAUCAAUUAUCCAAAGAGGACAAAUUGAUACUAAUCCUGGAUACGAUUCGUUGCAAUCGAAAAGAUCAAGCGAUGCAAUGGUUGGAAAGCAUCAAUGCAAUUGAUUUGCACCGUUUACUCGUGUCGAAUUGGUCGACUCUCUUUGAAACGACCAAAGUAAAGCGAACCGGAAAGUCGAUCACAACCUUUUCCGAGCUAACGGAAUCGUAUCUGUUGCCGGCGAGUAUCACAAGCCAUGCGAUUCGAAGUGCUUUACUGGCAACAUUUCGAAAUUUAUUGAUCGACACGAAUGUUCUGAACAUUGAGCUGAUUUUGAAGUUGUUUAUGGAAUUUCUUGCGUCGAAUUUUGGCCAGAUCAGUUUGUACAUGAGCGUACAGUCGGUUUUGGAAAAUUUGUUGGAAGCAUAUUUCCACCGUUUAUACGUAGUCAGAAGAUACAGUGAUACUUUGAGCAGUGCCAGCCAUGAUGUGCACACUAAAAAUGGAGUCGAUCUUCAAUCAAAGUCUGGCAAUAACAACGACAGCCUUGGCAGCACUUCCAGUGAAAAUGUCACAGCUUCGAUUGGAUAUAACAGUACGAACAGCGGACAGAAGAUGAACGAUUCAAUUCAAUCCGAACACAAAGGAUCAUCCACAUUGAAUACCAAUGGCAUGAAUGAUUCUGGAAGAAAACACCCGUUUUGUGCGUCAUUCAAUGUUGAAGCACUGAAAAUUUUAACCCGCAUCUAUUUGAGCUCAUUGAAAGCGCACACCGUGGAAUUUGAGAUUAAGACUAAAGAAAAGUCAAUGUAUGUGAAGUAUGUGAAAUUUUUGCGCGAGAAUUUCAAUCGGCUUUAUGCACAUCACAUAUCACAAAACACAAACUAUGAUGGUAAGAGCUCGACCAUUGACGAGACAAAAUAUUGUGCAGACUCGAGCAACGACACCAAAAACGAACAACACGAUAUUCAAUUAACGAAAAUCCCAAUUUUGUUCUUACUACAACGACCAUCGUACUUGAACACGAUGCCACCGAUCGGUGAUUCUAAUGCAGAGGAAAACGGAACGAAUGCAAAGGACAGCGGGUUUGAUAAGAGCGAAAAAGGACGCAAAGCCAUCGGAGUUGUUUUGAAGUUGCAGUCAUUGCUUUCCAGCGGCAUACUAACACGAGACAUUCUGCAAGAAGUGUUGCACUUUAUCGAGUCAAACGUUCCAUUCUUUGCCGUUGACAGUUUUCUCACUCUGUUGAUGCCAUUCGAAAUGUGCAUCGACUAUCUCAUCGAGAUGCGGCCCGAGUAUCUGUUGGAGUACGCAAAGUGUGCUAGUACCGACGAACAGAAAUGGCAAUACGUUCUCACGCACAUCACAAUGCAAUUUGAUCGAAUCGCAAAAAAUCGCUCACAAUCGUUCUAUGAAACUUUGUUGAAAGAUCACUUGGAUUAUCUAGUGCACACAAAACGAUUGCCAGAAAUACUCAACAUUGUUCCGAUGAAGUGUUCUAACGAGGGCGAUCUUCAGAUGAUGUCCAAGGCAGAAGUAGAAACUGACAAUGGCAGCAAUGCAUUCCCUGAGAACAACAACAAUGCGAUAUUCACCGAUUUCUUAAAGUUGGCCAUCAACACCGAUCGCUCGGAGCGACUAAACGAAAUGAUAAAAACGACUGGAUUCCAGCUGUACAACACGUUCAUUGGUGGACACCAUCCCGACGCCGCCAAAUCUGCAGCUGAGAAUUAGUUCUCGACCGCUUUUGUGCUUUGUGUGUUUACUUAAACUGUUAAUCAUUCCUUUGGAUAAAUUUUAGUGAAUUUUUUCUAGUUUUUGCUCUAGCCAAGCACGUUCGUUUUGUUAACGAUUCUUUAAAAGUAUUAACGAUGAAUAUCAUACGUAUUUAUUUGUUAAGAUAUCUAGUCAAUUGUAUGAGGAGCACUUUACUCCAUUCGAUUAGGAAAAUUCACAUGUAGAAGCAUUUUCACUCGAGUUUUUCAGCAAUAAAAUGAUAUAUAGUAUCUAUUAAAUGGUUAA